This is a messenger RNA of Xenopus laevis (African clawed frog), 2148 nucleotides long. RefSeq lists its product as uncharacterized. Lineage: Eukaryota; Metazoa; Chordata; Amphibia; Anura; Pipidae. The coding region runs from base 43 to 1785 and encodes 580 amino acids. The record is from RefSeq and is a predicted model, not a curated record. The transcript has 2 exons.
AGGCUGGGGGGCAUCGUGGCCCCCAAGAGUCUGCCAAGGGAAAUGGUCAUCUCAAGAGACCAGAUUGCACAUCAACAAUCUGGAACUCAGAGCAGUCUUCAAUGCCCUACAACAUUGGCAGCAGUAUCUAGCCACCAAGCACGUUCGUAUACAAUCGGACAACGGAACCACAGUGGCAUAUCUCAACCGCCAAGGGGGCACCAGAAGUGCAACUGCGCUGCGGGAGGUGACACAAAUCAUGGCAUGGGCGGAACAGAACGAUGUCCUCAUCACGGCUAUCUUCAUACCAGGGGUGCAAAACUGGCAGGCCGAUUACCUCAGCCGGCACACCCUGGACCCCGGGGAAUGGCAAUUGAAUCCGGAGAUAUUUCAAGCAAUAUCAAACAGGUGGGGGACCCCAUCUGUAGACAUGAUGGCUUCCAGAUUCAACACGCAACUUCCACGAUUCUAUGCAAGAAUCCGCGACUACAAGGCGGAAAGAGUGGACGCGUUAGUGAGUCCGUGGGACUGCCACCUCGCAUACGUGUUCCCUCCCAUUCCACUCAUUCCCAAGGUCAUUCAAAAGAUAAGAAUGGAAAACGUCUCCACAAUUCUGAUAGCACCAUGGUGGCCUCGACGCACGUGGUUCGCGGAUCUCAUUCAGUUGUCGCAAGCAGAACCAUGGAUCCUCCCUCAGAUUCCCAACCUUCUAUCUCAGGGACCGGCAGUGGCGAACAACAUUCAUCAACUAAAAUUGACUGCAUGGCUAUUGAAUCCCAGCUGUGGCGGAACAGGGGAUUCUCUCCAGCGGUCACAACUACGCUGUUAGCCGCCCGCAAAGCUUCUACGGCAAGAUCUUACUAUCGGGUUUGGCAGAGGUUCCUUGGUUGGUCAGAGUCCCAUCACUUAGACUGGAAGGUCUGUCGAUCACCACAAAUAUUGGAAUUUUUGCAACAUGGGCUGGAUAAAGGUCUUAGUGUCUCAGCAUUGAAGGUUCAGCUGUCGGCCCUUUCCUCCCUUUACCAGACUCAAUGGGCAAUCUUGCCGGAGUUCAGGCAAUAUUUUCAAGCACUUUUGCACCUUUAUCCUCCACAUAGGAACCCAGUUCCGCCUUGGGACUUGAAUCUUGUCUUGGGAGCUCUUCAGCAGGCCCCGUUUGAACCUAUGGAUACGGUGGACAUCAAAUAUGUUUCUUGGAAAGUAGCAUUUUUACUUGCAAUCUGCUCAGGGCGCAGGGUCUCCGAUCUCACGGCCUUGUCCUACAAACAACCUUGGUUAAUUUUUCAUCAGGAUAAAGCGGUGCUACGCACGGUGCCAUCUUACCUUCCGAAAGUAACAUCUGCAUUCCACAUUAACCAAGAAAUUGUCCUUCCAUCAUUUUGCCCGAAGCCGUCCAGUCCUGCUGAAAGACAACUUCAUAAACUUGAUCCAGUCAGAGCUUUGAAGUUUUAUCUCAAGAGAUCUUCACUAUUCAGGAAGGCAGAUGCUUUAUUGGUUCUUUUUGGCUCCACUAAGAUGGGUCAGCCUGCUUCUAGAGCUACUCUAGCUAGAUGGAUAGUCUCCACUAUUUCAGAAUCAUAUACUAGAGUUGGUCAGGGCAUUCCCUCUAAUCUUAAGGCCCAUUCUACCAGGAAGAUCAGUGCUUCCUGGGCACUUCAAAAUUCAGCUUCUCCAGAUAUGUUAUGUAAGGCAGCCACCUGGAGUUCUCUACACACAUUUUCCAAAUUUUAUAAAUUGGAUGUUCUCGCCUCUUCAGAAGGGGUUUUUGGCAGGAAGGUGCUACAAGCAGCAGUAGCAUCUACUUAGUUCCUGCAUAGUCUGAUCCGUACACUACAGUUUGUUCAGUUAAGUUAGUUUUUUGCCCACCCUCUUUUUAGGACGGCUCUGGGACAUCCCCAGUCGUCCUGCACUGACAGGUAGGGCCGACUUAGAAAAGGAGAUUUUCUUACCUGAAAAAUCUUUUUCUAGUAGGCCCGUACUGUCAGUGCAGCAUCCCGCCCAUUGGUGGAGUGCCGGUUUUUGUUUUUGCUGCUCGUCUGUAUAUAGUUAGGUCAGUUAGGUUAACCAUCUCCACCGACAGGCUUUAUAAUAAACUGGAGAGGAGGUGGAGAUAACAGGAAGGAGGAGUCUCAAGAAGCAAGAGUUUGUCCUGCCUCCAGAGAGGAGCAA